Cyprinus carpio (common carp) is the source of this 1643-nucleotide messenger RNA. RefSeq lists its product as uncharacterized. The record is from RefSeq and is a predicted model, not a curated record. The coding region runs from base 1 to 1323 and encodes 440 amino acids. The transcript has 10 exons. NCBI's taxonomy places the organism in Eukaryota, Metazoa, Chordata, Actinopteri, Cypriniformes, Cyprinidae.
AUGGUAGCUCCGCCCCUCUCCGGCGCUGAGACGGUUCUCCCGGCCUCUGCUCUUCCGCCGGGGCAGCAGGUGGUUCUGCAGCCGGUCGCAGGAGGUGCUCAACAGGAGCCACAGUCAGCACAGAUGACCACAUCUAUGCCAGCAGCUCCACAGAAGGCUUCAUCUAAACCCCUUCCCUUCAUCGUACCCAGAAUCCACGCAGUGCAAGGAAACACCGGCUCUACCUUGGGAAGUGUUACAGCUCUGGGUCUACAGAACGGUUUACUUGAACCAGGUGAAGAUCACAGUGGUCUGCUCUCAGAAGACAGUACUCCAGUUAUCAUUAAAGUAGAGUCUUACAGCGGUGACUCUUCCUCCAAACAUCCAUGCUCUGACCAGCCUGAGCCAGAGGAAAGAUCGGUGCACGUUAAGAUCGAGGAUGAUACGGACCAGUCCCUACAGAACAGCAGAGACUCGUCACUCCGUGCCAAAAUAGAGGAGCCUGACCAUGAGGCGAUCGCAGACGUCACUCAUCAUCUGAACACCUCUGAAAGCACGGAUCGCAGUGUUAAGGACACAGACAGAUCAUCCUCCAUUACUGAAGUCCAGCAGCAUCUGAGAGGACGAGAGGAGAUGAAGGACACAACCACUGGAAAGAGGAGGAGAAAACGACAGGCUCCGGACGAUCCACGAGUGGAUUCUGCUGCUGAAGUCAAUCAGUCCAGCUGUGCGUUCAUGUACUCCAGUGACGGAUGGACCACAGAGGACAGUAAUGACUGGAUCAGUGAGGAGGAAGUGGACAUCGAGACGUUUGAGGAGUACGAUGAGAAGAUGAACAUCAGCCUCUUAAGAGCAAGAGCGAGACGGAAAACACAGCAAGCAGCUCAGAGUCAGUGGCUUCUGAAAUGUAAAUCAGUUGGAGUGGACCAUCAUGUGGUGCGGCUGAUGUCUGAUCUGCCGCUGUAUAAGCGAACGUGGCGUCUGAAUCGAAUGCUCCGAGAACGGAAGCAGCUCGUUGAACUACAGCAGAGUUUGGACUCGCUGAAGAGGAUGCUGGGUGUUGAAGAAGACGUGAUGAUGAGCACUCAAGACCUGCUCCGAGAGGCUCGUCAGAUGAUCGGAGCUCUUGAGGAACACAACACCUCUCUGAUGGCCAGGAAACGGGCCUUGAUUCGACAGCAUUCUCACUAUCAGACUCUGAUCUCACAGCGCUCCGGUGCAGACGUGACGGGAACAGAAGAGAAAACAGCAGCUCCUUCAUCACCCAGAAGUCCUGCACACAGUCAGUCAGUGCUGAAGAGACGUUUGCCCGGCGUAAUCCUGCAGUCCUUCACCAAGACGUAGCCAGAGACGAGUGUGGUGCUCCAGAGAGCGAGGAGAAGAUCUCAUGAAAGCACCUGUCAUCAGUCAAGAGAGAGCGUGCAGGUGUGCCGCUUCUUCUUCACCUCAUCAGUACCACAGUAAACAUGAGAUCAGCAGGGUAUUCUGGAGUCACUCUUGUGUCUUCAAUAGCUCCAGCUGAGACCUGAAUCGUGUGCAUGGAGCAAUACUUUCAUUUUCUGCUAAUGAUGGAUAGAACUGGCCGUUUUUCACAUUUACAGCUUGUACAAUCUUUGUCAAAAGCAUUUGUGAAUUAAUAUUUCUCAGGAUAUUACUUGAUUAAC